Xylaria bambusicola is the source of this 1569-nucleotide messenger RNA. RefSeq names its product beta-glucosidase-domain-containing protein. The coding region runs from base 1 to 1569 and encodes 522 amino acids. Lineage: Eukaryota; Fungi; Ascomycota; Sordariomycetes; Xylariales; Xylariaceae. The transcript has 3 exons. The record is from RefSeq and is a predicted model, not a curated record.
AUGAAAACAACAACGUUGAAAGCCGCCGUAGGGUCGGCUAUGCUGCUCUUGGCGACUCAGCCGGAAUGUGUUAGCGCACAACAUCAUCACCAGCAUCAACACCGAGAUCUUCACCAUCAACAUCACCACCACGCUAGCAAGAGAGAUCAGUUUGCUGCGAGCAAUGCUACUUCCAAUCCUCGGUAUGAGUCUCGCCGGCCGGAGAAGCUUCAAGCUCGCGGAGGUGCAAAGUGCGAAUUUCCGACAUCAAAGGGGCUUUUUGCCGUCACCCCAGAUGCUAUGAACGGAGGCUGGGCGUUGGCACCCGAUCAGGAAUGUGUUGAUGGCACUUGGUGUCCUAUUGCUUGCCCUCCCGGACAAGUGAUGGCUCAGUGGAAACCUGGCACGCAUUAUACCUACCCUGAUUCCACUUGCGGAGGUAUCUACUGCAACGGUGGUGAGAUUGAAGUGCCUUUUGAGGAUAAGCCGUGGUGUGUAGAUGGCACUGGUACUGUCGAGGCCGUCAAUAAAGCUGGUAGCGUCGUUUCGUUCUGUCAGACGGUACUGCCCGGUUACGAAGACAUGAUCAUUCCCACCGAUGUCCAUGAUAGUGCCACCUUGGCCGUUCCGGAUCCCUCGUACUGGGAUUCAACAGCAUCCCACUUUUAUAUCAAUGCGCCUGGUGUGAGCUCUGAUGAGGGAUGUCACUGGGGAGACGAGUCAAAGCCCAUAGGCAAUUGGGCUCCGUACGUCGCCGGUGCCAAUACCGAUGGCAGCGGCAACACAUUUGUUAAGCUUGGGUUGAACCCUGUGUGGCAGGACAGUGCCCUAUUUAGCACGAAGCCCACAUUUGGCCUCAAGAUCGAGUGUGAUGGAAACUGUAACGGUCUACCCUGCGAGAUGGAUGGUAACGGCAUAGUCAGCAACAACAAGGCUACUGGUGCUGGCGGCUCUGACUUCUGUGUCGUUACCGUUUCUAAAGGCGGCAAGGCAAGCAUUAUUGUUUACAAUCUAGACGGGUCCAGCGGUGAUGGUGGUGAUGGUGGAGAUAGCGGUGAUGAUGAGACCACAUCGAGCCCUGAACCAACACCCACCUCUACCUCAACUCCUACGCCAACUCCAACCCCUACAUCUACAUCGACUGAGGAGCCUACCACGACAGAAACCCCUACUACAUCCAGUGUUCCAACAACGACAGAAACGCCGACGUCUACGUCCACCCCUACCCCUACCCCUACAACGUCAUCUUCGUCGGAGGUGCCAACAACGUCAUCUAGUACCAGCAUCAAGCUAACUACAUACUCGGCGGUCCCAAGCUCAAGCAGCUCUGUCGAGUUUAAGGGUGCUGUGUAUCAUCAAAACGGGACUAGUACUGAAGCUAUUUCCUCCAAGAAGCCGACGGGAACUUCGGUUUUCUCUGCGGACAGCACCAGUGAAGUUCAGAUUGAGAGCCAAGGCGGAAGUGAGAAUGGGGCCGAGAGCGAGUCUUCUCCCACUGAGACGAGCAAGAGUGAGAACGCCGGUCGGCGCCAGGACGGUGCUGCCGUGGGUCUUAUUGUCGCAUGCGUGGCUGCAAUCUAUCUUCUCUAA